AUGGGUAAACUUAAUAAUAGUUUGCUAGUCAUCUCUAUUGUGAUCGUCUUAUUAUCAGUAUCUCAAACUAGAAAUGUACAUGGAGGGGUUUAUAGAGUGACGCACAGAUUUGGAGAUGAAGCUGUUGAGGAUCCCGAGAAUCGUAAUCAUAAUCAUCAUGGAAGACUUCUUGCUGCUAAUGAUUUUCCUUUCGAUAGUGAAAAAGGAGUUGUUAGUAAUAGGCUUUACUGUGAAGAGAUUCCGAUUGGAUCUUACCUUGAUCUCCAUAUGGAUGCUACUGAUGCUCUAUGGGUUAAACAUUGCUGCAAAAGUGAUCAUCCUUGUACUUCCAAGUACCUAAUUACAUUUAUCCUUCAUUGUAUCAGUUUCAAUGAUCAGAUAUCCGAAAAUCGUACAACAAUUGCUGCCACUUCAACGGGUAUAUUUCUGUAUGACCAUCGACAAACAGCAGUUUCUACCCCACCAUAUGAUCCACCAGUGCUUUCAAGUGUAGUUGUGUCUGGAAAAGUGACGAAGAAGAAAUUCUUUCACUGUUUAGAUGGUAGAAAUGGAAUUGGGAUCGUUGUUGUCGGGGAUGUAGUACAGCCAAAUCUUAAAACAACACCAUUGUUUUCAAAUCACUCUCGUUAUUAUGUGAAUAUGAGGGAAAUUGAAGUUGGUAAUGUUGUCCUCAUUUUCUCAAAUGAAGUAUUUCCUGUCCAAGAUGGGAAAAGAACAAUGAUGGACAGUGGUACCGCCAUGUCUUAUUUUCCCGAGGGGAUAUUCAAUGAGUUAUACAAAAUGGUUAUGUCUAGCCAGCUUAGCAGCGGCUUGGAAACACGAAUUGUUGAGGAGAACAACUAUACAUGUUUUUCGUUUAAUAAAAGCGUUGAUGAUUAUUUUCCUUAUAAUUACUUUUACUUUCGAGAAUUCAACUGUAUUGUAGUCCUACCCACAUGAAUAUCUCUUUCAGUUAGAGAACGAUUGGUGUGUCGGCUUUCACGAUAAUGAAUUCUAUUCCCCUGACAGGAAGGACAUGAUUGUUUUAGGAGAUCUAAUUUUGUCAAAUAGGGUGUUGUUAUAUGACCUCGAAAAGAAUUCUCUUGGACUCGCUGAGCAAAACUGUUCUUCUGCCAUUGUAGUCACGGAUGAACAAACUGGAGAUGCAUAUUUAGUGAAUGCCAAACACCAUGUCAUGUCUUCCACUUGGUCAUCUCUGAAUCCGGAAUGGGUGGCGAUAUUGUUCACGGUCGCAGCUUCCCUCUACUUGCUGGAUGCUCUUUUUACAAAUUAGUGCAUACAGACAUACUUGAAGUAAUGCCAUUAUUAUCUAUAGCUAGGACUAGGAGCAGCUAGCUGACUGAUCUUUAAUUAGGAAUGUCGUCAUUUAAAUAUCUGGGAGUCAAUUUACCAAAUAGUCGUUAUCUUACUGUCAGUAGCACCGUUUCCAGGCUGCUCGGUACUUGUCUUGCUUUACAAUUGAUUACAGAUCCGUUUAGUCUCAAACUCUGAAAGAGCCGGUGGACUCUAUUACGCUUGGCUGUGGCUGUGAUUCUUGCUAAUCUGUUGUACUAAGUUUUUUAUGGUGAUGGGGCCAUCUAUCUUUGAGUUUAAUUCUAGUAUAAGAUCGUUAAAGUGGUGGUGGUACCACUAACAUUUGAAAGUUAUGUGGCUGUGAUUUCUUUGAGUUAUAUCACUGUUCUUCUUCCCUAACUGCUGUUGAGUAACCAAGCAUCAUGUCAUCAAGAAAUCUGAGUCCCAUCACCUACUGUAUAUGCGUUUUGGAUUCAACCCAUUUUCAUUUUGAAGAGAAAUUCUGUAGACAAAGUGAAUUUGGUUAGGUAAAAGACAUUUGUGAAUUGGGUAAGAUUUCAAAUUUCAUCUCGUCCUACUCUCUUAUCGUUGAAGCCUGGAAUACACUGUCAAUAGACUCUUUGUCAUCGGCCGUGUGCUUUCCCUCUGCUUUAGAAUACCAUCCUCUGACGUGUUUUGCUAAUCCACACUGUGUUUUACAUUGGCCGUGAACUACUUGGAAACUGUUCAAGCUAACCAUAGAACAUGGAUUCUGCUAAGGGCCUAAGGAAAGAGGUGACAAGGUUUAGCAUUUUAACUCUUUUUGUUAUUGUUGUUAACUCUUUGAUUUCUGUUGGAAACUCAGGAAAUGGGAGUCUAUAAUGAUGAUAUACUGCAGUACUACUAGUAGUCUUGAAGAUGCUGGUGAUACAGCUGAGAUUCACAAGAAUCUUUUGGAAUAAUGGAUUUCAGAGGAGAAUACCCCGGAAAAGGUUGCUCGAAUACACUCCAUGGAUUUCUGACGGAAGAUCUGAAUUAUCUUGUAAGCAGUGACCCAGGUAGUAUAUAAAAUAUCGGUGAGGGAACAUUUGGAGAAGCCUUCAGGGAUGGUGAGAGUGCCUGCAAAAUAGUGCUGAUCGACAGUGAAUGGGUUUUUACAAAAGGUAUCAAGGCCAGUCAUUUAUAUUUCUCCAGGGUGUUUGUUUUAUAGUCGGGCUUUUCUAUCAAUGGAACAUUUAACAAUGGUUACUCUGAGUUCGACAGGUUCAUUUCUUAGCUGUCAAAACCUAAGUUUAUUCAUAUGCUUCUCAAUUCGAGGGCAUGUAUU
Papaver somniferum (opium poppy) is the source of this 2599-nucleotide messenger RNA. RefSeq lists its product as uncharacterized. The coding region runs from base 1 to 939 and encodes 312 amino acids. Gene Ontology annotation, molecular function: aspartic-type endopeptidase activity. The transcript has 9 exons. Lineage: Eukaryota; Viridiplantae; Streptophyta; Magnoliopsida; Ranunculales; Papaveraceae. The record is from RefSeq and is a predicted model, not a curated record. Gene Ontology annotation, biological process: proteolysis.